CUGAGUCAACCGAGGCUUGCGAGCCGGGCGAAGGGAAAGCCGCCUCCCGUGUCCGGCUGUUCGACCCGGCCCGGCCCAGCCCAGCCGGGCCUCGGGGUCCCCGGCAGGGGGCGGCCUCGCUCCGCUCAGUCCGUCCUUCCCGCAGCCGCCGCCGCCCGGCUGCCGCUCCUCCUCCGGCCCCGCCUCCCAGGCCCCCGCGCGCCCGCCUGUCCUCCCGUCUCCGCAAGGCCGUCGGUCGGUCUGCCCGCCCUCCUGGCGCUCCUCCUCCCCGAACCGCUAUCCCGGCCGCGCUCGUCGCUUCCUCGGUUUCGGCCGCCGCUAGCCCGUUCCCCGCCCCCUUGCCGGCCGCAGCUGCUACGCGAGGCCGAGGAUUGGCAGAGCGCGUAGGCCGCGCCUUGGCCGACCAAGCCGGAAUAAAGGGGCGGUGGAGAGAGCAGCGGGUCGCCACUCGCCUCGCGCCCGACGCCGUGGGCGGCCUGGAGCAGAACCCGGCAUCGGGGAAGGCAGAGCCUCCCUGGCGUUGUUGGCGCCCUACCUCGAAGAGCCCCCAGUCUUGUAGGCAGAGCCUUGUAGUCUGUCUUGGUUAAUGACUCGGGCUGUCUGACCAGUCCCUCUUCUGUGCCUUGUCCAAGGUCCUUGUCCAUCCCUGAUCCCGGGCAGCUUCUCUCUCUGGGUUGGGUCACCUUAAUCAGGGAAACUGAAGCCACUACUCUCCAAACCCUGCUUCAUCUUCCCAAGCAUGUCGGAAAGCUGGCAGCAGCCGCCACAGACGCAGCCGCAGCAGCCGCAGCCGCCGCAGCCGCAGCAUCACGCAGAACCACCGCCAGCCCUGGCCGAGCACUCGCUGCCCCCAGGCACGGCUGAGAACCCCCUGGGCUGCGCCGUCUAUGGCAUCCUGCUGCAGCCUGACCCGGGCCUACAGCCCCCGCAGCACGAGCCCCUGCAGGCGGCCGGUGAGCCGGGGCCCAAGUGCGGCGUGUGCGGUCAUGACCUGGCACAUCUGUCCAGCCCGCACGAGCACCAGUGCCUGGCGGGCCACGACCGCUCCUUCCAGUGCACGCAGUGUCUCAAGAUCUUCCACCAGGCUACUGACCUGCUGGAGCACCAGUGUGUGCAGGCCGAGCAGAAGCCUUUUGUCUGUGGCGUCUGCAAGAUGGGCUUCUCGCUGCUCACCUCGCUGGCCCAGCACCACAGUGCCCACACUGGCACCGGUGGCCUGGUGAAAUGCUCCAUCUGUGAGAAGACCUACAAGCCCGGGGAGGCGGCCGAGCCGGCGGCCACCGCUGCCCCCUCACUGCCCCCAGCGCCCCCGCCCCCGCCCGCCGUCACCCCCGCUGAACAGGCCGAGAAGCCGUACAGUUGCCCCAUCUGCCAGAAGCCCUUCAAGCACCUGUCGGAGCUGUCGCGGCACGAGCGGAUCCACACGGGCGAGAAGCCGUACAAGUGCACGCUGUGCGACAAGAGCUUCAGCCAGUCGUCGCACCUGGUGCACCACAAGCGCACGCACAGCUCCGAGCGGCCCUACAAGUGCUCGGUCUGCGAGAAGACCUUCAAGCACCGCUCCCACCUGGUGCGCCACAUGUACGCGCACUCGGGCGAGCACCACCUGUUCCGCUGCAACGUGUGCGAGCUGCACUUCAAGGAGUCGUCCGAGCUGCUGCAGCACCCGUGCACGCCCAGCGGCGAGCGGCCCUUCCGCUGCGGCGAGUGCCAGAAGGCCUUCAAGCGGCCGUCGGACCUGCGGCAGCACGAGCGCACGCACAGCGCCGAGCGGCCCUUCAAGUGCGACCUGUGCCCCAUGGGCUUCAAGCAGCAGUACGCGCUGAUGCGGCACCGGCGCACGCACAAGACCGAGGAGCCCUUCAAGUGCGGCCUGUGUGAGAAGGGCUUCGGGCAGCCCAGCCACCUGCUCUACCACCAGCACGUGCACACCCUGGAGACCCUCUUCAAGUGCCCCGUGUGCCAGAAGGGCUUCGACCAGUCGGCCGAGCUGCUGCGGCACAAGUGCCUGCCAGGCACCACCGAGCGGCCCUUCAAGUGCCCUGUGUGCAACAAGGCCUACAAGCGGGCGUCGGCCCUGCAGAAGCACCAGCUGGCCCACUGCUCGCCCGCCGAGAAGCCCCUGCGCUGCACCCUGUGCGAGCGCCGCUUCUUCUCGUCCUCGGAGUUCGUGCAGCACCGCUGCGACCCCGCCCGCGAGAAGCCGCUCAAGUGCCCGGACUGCGAGAAGCGCUUCAAGUACGCCUCGGACCUGCAGCGGCACCGGCGCGUGCACACCGGCGAGAAGCCCUACAAGUGCCCCAACUGCGACAAGGCGUUCAAGCAGCGCGAGCAUCUCAACAAGCACCAGGGCGUGCACGCCCGCGAGCAGCAGUUCAAGUGCGUGUGGUGCGGCGAGCGCUUCCUGGACGUGGCCCUGCUGCAGGAGCACAGCGCGCAGCACAGCGCCGCCGCCGCCGCCGCUGAGGGCGCCUACCAGGUAGCCGCCUGCCUACCCUGAGUCCCUGCCUCGGCCCUCCCAGGCCAGGUCCAGCCUCCUUGCUCGGAGAUGCCCCACUCAGCCCCACGUUCAGAGUCCCUGGGCGUGAGGACAGAAGUGCGCUGGGCAGGGGGAGGGGCCUGGCCCACCUGGUGCCUGCCUGGAGGUGGGGGAGCCAGAUCGCUGUGGUUCCACAAACCUGUCUCCCAUUAUAGGAUUUGUUCUCUUGAGAGCCACCCGCCUCCCUGGUCUUUGGGGGCCUGAAACCAGACUGGAACCACAAGUCAAGCGGCCUCUCUCCACCCCGAGCAGGUGUGGGCGCCAGCCCGACCUCCCAAAGCCUUUAGCCUAGUUAGAUACCAGACGGUUAGGAAGGGAGGCUGGUCGGUCGCGGCAGGGUCCGGGAGGACGGCUGGACUCCAGAGGCAGGCCAGGUGCGGGGCAUCCUCCCUCAAGUUUGUGUUUGAGGGAGAAGGCCAGGUUCGUGAGGUAGUCUUGGGGACCAGGAGGGCACCCCAGGAGCCCCAGACCUGCCUGCUCCAGCCAGGGGCGAGGCCUACCCCAGGUUUCUGACUGGUGAGGGGGGUAAGAGGGCUGGGUCUGCCUGGAGUGCCGUCAGCAUAGCCGGAGGGGAGGAGGCAGAGAAGUCC
Phyllostomus discolor (pale spear-nosed bat) is the source of this 3129-nucleotide messenger RNA. It is a transcript of the gene ZNF319, whose product is annotated as zinc finger protein 319. Gene Ontology annotation, molecular function: DNA-binding transcription repressor activity, RNA polymerase II-specific. Bases 740 to 2500 code for a protein of 586 amino acids. The record is from RefSeq and is a predicted model, not a curated record. Lineage: Eukaryota; Metazoa; Chordata; Mammalia; Chiroptera; Phyllostomidae. Gene Ontology annotation, biological process: negative regulation of transcription by RNA polymerase II. The transcript has 2 exons.